Messenger RNA from Racocetra persica, 197 nucleotides. Lineage: Eukaryota; Fungi; Glomeromycota; Glomeromycetes; Diversisporales; Gigasporaceae. The record is from the annotation of a GenBank genome assembly.
CAACUCCACCAGCUCCAAUUUCAAUUCAGGUUUGGAUAGGUAUUCCAGAACUAUUAGGAGAGGUUGACUCGGAAGGGGGAAUGGAGGAACCGUUAAUCGAACUAUUGGUUGUAAGGGGGUUAAGAGAAGCAAUACCUGGUCAAGAAGCAUUUCAUUGCAAGAAACAAGCAUCACUGAUGUUAACAAAAUUAGUAUGA